CGGGAAAGAUUGAAUCAUCGCGAGAGUUGAGAGAGACAUGUACAAUGCUGUGGUUACACUAAAGCCUGCUUGUAUUGAAAUAUUAGCUGAUUAAUUGAAGCAUUUGAAUACAAUGACUAAAUUUUGCAAUGCGAGUCCUCAAAAUGAAAACCAUAGUCACUACUUCAGGGUUGUUGUUUGUGUAAGUUAGCCGACGUUGUGACCGGUAGGUAGCAUGUUAUUGUUAGCUAAACGCUAACGACAGUUUCGCCGGUAGACAUAUUGAGUGUAAAUGUUCUUUUUAAAAAUAUACAAACAAGCAUGAAGUGCCAUUACGACGUCUUGGGAGUCAAACGGGAAGCAGAUGACGACGAUUUGAAGAAAGCUUACCGUAAACUAGCACUGAAAUGGCAUCCAGAUAAGAACUUGGAUAAUGCUGAGGAAGCAGCCGAGCAGUUCAAGCUUAUUCAGGCAGCCUAUGAUGUCUUAAGUGACCCCCAAGAGAGAGCAUGGUAUGACAAUCACAGGGAUGCUCUGUUGAAAGGUGGACUGAGUGGAGACUACGAGGAUGACAGCAUCGACCUGGUCCAGUUCUUCACGGUCACCUGUUACUCUGGUUAUGGGGAUGAUGACAAGGGCUUCUACACAAUCUACAGGAAUCUCUUUGAGUCCAUUGUGAAAGAGGAGAUGGAGCACAGAAGAGCGGAUGAUGAGGAUGAUGACGAGGAGUUUCCGCCCUUUGGGGAUUCUCAGAGUGACUAUGAUACAGUGGUGCACGUCUUUUACGGCUACUGGCAGAGCUUCUGCACGCGCAAAAACUUUGCCUGGAAGGAGGAAUACGACACCAGGCAGGGGUCCAACCGCUGGGAGAAGAGAGCCAUGGAGAAGGAGAACAAAAAGACCAGAGACAAGGCUCGGAAGGAGCGCAACGAGCUGGUGCGCCAGCUGGUGGCCUUUGUGCGUAAGCGCGACCGUCGGGUGCAGGCGCACCGCAAGCAGGUGGAGGAGCGCAACGCUGAGAAGAGCAAGAAGGUGGAGGAUCUUAGACGCAAGCAGAAGCUCAGUCAGGCUAAGCUGGCAGAGGAGUACAAGGAGCAGAGCUGGGCAGCCAUGUCGGAACUAGAGAAGGAGCUGAAGCAGAUGGAGGCUCAGUAUGGGGAAGAGUUUGGAGACGUGUCGGAGAGCGAGGGUGACGAACCGGAGACUUUGGAGGAGGGACUAGAUGGAGAGCAAGCAAAUGCAGACGUCAUAAACGUCGACUAUUACGAUGAUCUCUACUGUCCAGCCUGUGACAAAUCCUUCAAAUCGGACAAAGCUUUGAAAAACCACGAGAAAUCGAAAAAACACAAAGAGAUGGUUGCAUUGCUGCGGCAACAGCUGGAAGAAGAUGACUCACUCGCUAUGACCCUGGAUGAGCAAGAUGCCAUUGAGGAGGAAGAAGAAGAAGAGGAGGAGGACAAACCAAGACAAAAGCUCUCCAAAAAGCAAAAGAAGAAGAAGAGGCAGCAGAAAGCAGCAAGUGGCUCUCCAGUGGAGGAGGAAGUGGAAAAGGAGGAACCAACGCCAACAACAGGUGCGGAAGAUCCUCCUGAAGAGACUCCUGAGAUGUCGCCAAGCCCCGCAGUGGCCGAGGAGCCAGAACAUCUUCCUCCUCUCACUGAAGCUAAGAGGUCAAUGAUUGCUCUUUUUUGCCUUGAUGGUAUUUUUUUUGUUUCAAUAGAACAUUUCUUUUCUGUCUACUUGCCAAGCUCUGCCAAGACCAAGCCAAAGAAAGCAGGAAAGGACAUACCAAAGAACGUCAAAUCAUCACAUCCAGGAGGAGAACAGUUUCUUGAGAAGUCAAUAAACCUCCGCUGUGUGACCUGUAACGGCGAGUUCCCCACGAGAAACAAGCUCUUUGACCAUCUGAAGUCCAGCGGCCAUGCCUCCGCAGUCUCGGUCAGCAGGAGCAAAAAGGACAAACGGAAGAACAGAUGACGCGGUUUGAUCCACAGGAGAGGUGGACUCAAGACAGACUGAAUUUAUGACCUGAGUUUGAUGCAAAGAUUCACCCAAGGUAGCUUUCCCAUGACCAAGCAUGAAUGGACUCAUAAUCCUCAUUCAGUCCUCAGGCGAUGGUGUCUCAUGUUUAAGAACCAUCCCCUUGGCUAGCACAUCCAUGAUCAUUAAAACUUGGAAUGUUCUUACGACUUGUGGAGUUUUUGGAAAGCACUUAGGUUAGGCCGCCUCCAUGGUGAUGGACAUAUGAAGAUACAUGACAUAAAAGGUAUGCGUCCGUCUCACGUAGGGCCCAUACAUGUGGAUGGACAAAAGACGGAAAUUGUGUUUGACGGUUGCGUUACCAGGGUAACAAGGCACUUUAGACACUAAAAGGAUGGUAGAAAAGGACUGCUCUUGACCACAAAAUGCACCACUUCAAGUUUCCCAGCACGAGUAGCUAUUUUCUUAGUACCGACUAUUAUAGGGAUGACAAGUGCUAUUAGAAUUUGAUGACUACAGUAAAAAAAAAAAAAAAAAAAGCACUUUAGCAACAAUGCUGGAAAAGUACAC
Dunckerocampus dactyliophorus (ringed pipefish) is the source of this 2529-nucleotide messenger RNA. RefSeq names its product DnaJ heat shock protein family (Hsp40) member C21 (gene dnajc21). The transcript has 11 exons. Gene Ontology annotation, molecular function: nucleic acid binding; zinc ion binding. Gene Ontology annotation, cellular component: cytoplasm. Lineage: Eukaryota; Metazoa; Chordata; Actinopteri; Syngnathiformes; Syngnathidae. The coding region runs from base 301 to 1956 and encodes 551 amino acids. The record is from RefSeq and is a predicted model, not a curated record.